Molecule: messenger RNA, 6806 nt
Organism: Hydractinia symbiolongicarpus
Lineage: Eukaryota; Metazoa; Cnidaria; Hydrozoa; Anthoathecata; Hydractiniidae
Exons: 30
Coding region: 231-6314 (2027 amino acids)
Biological process (GO): establishment or maintenance of epithelial cell apical/basal polarity; heterophilic cell-cell adhesion
Cellular component (GO): plasma membrane; protein-containing complex
Molecular function (GO): calcium ion binding
Source: RefSeq, a predicted model, not a curated record
AGUGGAGAAAAAGUGACUGUAACCGUAUCUCCAAAGAUAUCACCACCUACCGUUCUAAAAGCUGGUGUUAAUUUGAUUACUUACAUGCAACAGAUAAAAAUGGAAAUAGUGCAUCUUGCAAAGUUUUUGUAAAUGUUCAAGACAAGGAAAUACCACGUAUAAGAUGUCCAAAGAAUGUAGUUGUUGAAAGUGACACUUCAACUCGAGUAUAUUGGGGUAACGUUAUAUCAAUGGACAAUGUAAAUACAAAAAGCAUUACGUUUAAUCCGCCAAAUGGAACUAUCUUUCACUCAAACAAAUACCAUAAAGUUGUUGCUAUCGUAACAGAUACCAAUGGAAACAAAGACAGUUGUGUUAUUGAGGUUUAUGUUAAAGGUUGUGGAUGUCUAAAACGGACGUGUCCCAAUUACAAACCAGACAAGGGUAUAUCUACUUGUCAUUUUAACAACCUUGGAACUGGUCUCAUGAUCAGUUGCAGACUAGAAUGCCCAAAAAAUCGAUCCUUUGUUGAUGCUCAUUUUCCAGAGAAAUCAGAUAUUCAUUGUAGGCCCAAAACUGGAUGGGAGAAAAAAUACAUUCCUGGUUGUGCAGCAAGAAAAAAUAUUACAUCAUGUCUAAACGCUACAAUGACAAUUGCAUUCAACUCGACCAUUACUGGAAAGGUUAACAUGACCUCUUUGGAUGACAACAUACAAGGAUUACUGAAUCAAUUGCAUGCACAGACCGCCAGCUGUAGGGACAUUAAAUUCAACAUUGUUCAAAAUACUGUUGCUAGUAAAAACAUUGUCACUAAUUUCAAGUUUGAUCCAAAGCCAAGUGUUUUUAUCUUCCAUCAAGUGGGUAAAGUUCUGGACGCUUGCUCAAAAGACUUAUCAGCGACAAUGCAAGCUAAAAAAUCAGAAAUAUUAACUUUAGUUACUGAUUCAAGAAAUAGUAUGUAUGGAACAGAUUUUAGUUUUACUGCAGUCAGUUGUUGUAACAACACGAAACAUUAUUGCUGUCCAACUGGUCAUCUUAUUCGGACUCCAUCAAACUCGUAUGUUAUCAAUGGAAUUUGUUUGGCCUGCGGUCCUGGCACGUUUCACAAUGCUACUGCAAACAAAUGUCAAAGUUGUCCUGUCGGGACAUUUGCUCCGAGUAAUGGUUUUGGUGAUUGUAUGAAAUGUCCAUCAGGGAAAAGCACUUUAUCGAUUCAUUCAACAGCUUGCACAGAUCUCUGCAGCCCUGGAAGUUUCUCAUCAACGGGUUUACAACCAACCUGUAGAAAAUGCGAUUACGGUGAAUAUCAAUCCCAAUUUGGUAUGAAAGAAUGCGUAAAAUGUCCAGCUGGAACAACAACUGCUAAUAGAGGAGCCUCCAAUGUAAAAGAUUGCAACGCACCAUGUCCAACUGGAAAAUUCUCUCCAACUGGAUUAUCUAACUGCACAGUAUGUGAAAAGGGAACAUAUCAAGAUGAAACAGGCCGUUCAAUCUGUAAACAAUGUCCUUCAGGAGGAAUAUAUGCAGGAAAGCAAGGCGCAACAUCUGUUAAAGAAUGUCCAACAACUAACCCAUGUGAUCAAAAGCUUUGCCAGAACGAAGCGCAAUGUAACCCUGGUAACUACACCUUCACGUGCAGCUGUAAACCUGGAUGGACGGGAAAAUAUUGCGAAAUCGAUAUUGAUGAAUGUGAGUCAUCACCGUGUGGAAACUUUGGAAACUGCACUGAUCUCGUCAAUGGUUACAACUGUACAUGUAUGAGGGGAAUAACCGGUGCAAAUUGUGAAACAAACAUAAAUGAUUGUAAGAAUGACAGCUGUAAAAAUAUGGGCAUCUGCGAAGAUAAAGUAAAUGAUUUUAAAUGUUUUUGUCCUGCUGGAUUUACUGGUAAAAGAUGUGAGAUUGACAUCAACGAAUGCGACCCUUCACCUUGUAUGCACAAUUCCACUUGCACGGAUCUAAUUAAUAACUUCAGAUGUAACUGCCCGCCAGGUUAUGAAGGCAAACGAUGCGAAAAAGAUAUUGAUGAGUGUCUGUCUAUGCCAUGUUUUAAUAAUGCAACAUGUGUUGAUUUGAUCAAUGAUUUUCAAUGUGUGUGUAAACCAGGCUAUACAGGAAAAUAUUGUGCAGUGGAUGUCGAUGAAUGCGAGAAGAAACCAUGUCAAAACAAUGCGUCAUGCGUUGAUCUUGUAAACGCUUACAGAUGUCAAUGCAAACCAGGUUACACUGGAUUCAAUUGUUCAACAGAGAUAAACGAGUGUGAUCCAUCACCAUGUUUACGAAAUUCCACCUGCACUGAUUUGGUGAAUAAAUUCAAAUGCAAUUGCGAAGCUGGUUACUAUGGUGAUCGUUGUGAAUUUGAAAAAAAUGAAUGCGAAAGUUUACCUUGCAAAAAUAAUGCGAUAUGUAUAGACAAAGUCAAUGAUUAUCAAUGCGUCUGUCCUUUUGGAUACACUGGCAAAGAUUGCGAAACAAAUAUAGAUGAAUGUCAACCUAACCCCUGCUUGAAUGGUGCAACUUGUAAUGAUUUGAUUGGUGAUUACAGUUGUACGUGCCAACAUGGAUACACAGGCAGAAACUGUUCCACCAUCAUUGACAACUGUGACAGUGCACCUUGCAAAAACAAUGGUAACUGUACAAACCAAGUUGGCAACUAUACAUGUUUCUGUCCACCUGGCUACUCUGGAAGAGAUUGUGAAACAGACAUUGAUGAAUGCCAACCAGAUCCUUGCAAUGGAAGAGCUGUGAACUGUACUAACUUAAUUGAUGAUUACAUUUGCUAUUGUCAACCGCGUUAUCGAGGAAAGAACUGUUCCAUUGAGAUUGAUAACUGCAAGCCUCAGCCAUGCUUUCAUAACUCGACUUGCACUAACGUGUAUCCAACCAAUGACUUUAAGUGCAAUUGUACUCUUGGUUAUUAUGGAAAGCGAUGUGAAAAUGAAACCGAUGAGUGUUUGUCAAAACCGUGUCAAAAUAAUGGAAGUUGCACUGACUUGAUUGGCAAACACAAAUGUUCAUGUCCAACUGGAUUUACAGGAGUGAACUGUGAAACAAAUAUUGACGAUUGUAAAAACGUAUCUUGUCUUAAUGCUGGCAUUUGCAAGGAUUUGGUGAAUGCUCACAAAUGUGAAUGUCCUGUGACGCACAAAGGAAAACGCUGCGAAAAAAAAAUUCCUGACGAAGUUGACAUCAAACUCCCUGGUGGUGCUGAAUCAUUCUUGAUGCAUCCAAACGUAAGCAUGGCAUCUGAAUUCACCUUAUCACUCUGGUUUAGAUACACAACUAACCCAGCAAAGGGGACAAUUUUAACACUCUUGAACAGCAAAAAAGCAAAUCCCACUAAAUUUUUGGAAAUGGAUGAGAAGAAGCUUAUCAUUGCAUCUAGUAAAGUGGAAAUUCAGCUCCAGGAAAGAACAAUAAACAAUAAAUAUUGGCAUCAUAUCUUUAUUGCAUUAUCUGGAUUGACGAAGCAGUUGGUGGUUGCAUUAGAUGGUAGAGUGUUGGAAGCAAGCACACCAGAUUUUCUGCAAAACAUGACCUUCUUUAAACCGUAUGGUUUGGUUGUUCUUGGAAAGAAAGUGAAUGCAUCAGCUUAUCUGAUUGAUGACGGGUUUACUGGAGAAGUGAGUCAACUGGGUAUUUGGGAUCGAAUGUUUACUGAAGCAGAAAGAAUAGCAUUGUCGAAGAAUUGCUCGACUAAUUUGAAUGACUCAAUCAUACCAUGGAUCGGCCUUCUAAAAAAUUCUGGAAAAAACGUCUCUCUCAUUGAAGCAUGGACUUGUGGUAAAAAUCAGUGUCCAUCUGAUUACACUGGACAAUUUUGUGAAACUGAAAUUGAUAAAACCGCUCCAACUGUUAUCAGCUGUCCACAAUCGAAGAAGGUGAUCACACCCAACGCCACCACUAGGGUGUACUGGCCAGAACCCAUCUUCACAGACGAUAAAGGAAUUGUUGAGAUCGUUCGUUCGCAUGCACCUGGGCAAGCGUUUGCAUGGGGAGAUUAUAUUGUGACCUACAUCGCUAAAGACGCGUUUGAUAACUCUGCGACGUGUACCUUUGAACUGUUUGUGACGCCGUUUAAUUGUCCUGAUUUGUUAACACCUAACAACUCCAUUGAUGGGUGUGGCACCUGGAAAUGGGGUCGUUUCUGUAAUUUUGAAUGUCAAAAGAAUUUUGAAUUAGCUGUUCCGAAACCGCCGUUUUAUUCCUGUGGUAAAAUGGGAACCUGGAGUCACGGACCUCCUUUGUAUCCCGAGAAUCCCGAAAAUCUACUUCCGGGAUGCUCAGCAACAUCGAAGCCUGGAACUGCUGGAGUAAACAAAUUCUCGUACCAGGUCUCACAAUGCGACGAAACAUUUAAACAAAACUUUACGCAACAAUUUAAAAAGCUGAUCCUCUCCCUACAAGACACAUGGAAAAUAUGUGGCGAUAGUUGUAACUUUGAAAACAUUCGCGUCAAAUGUACAGGUGGUAGCAGGAUGCGACGCGACGCGUCGGCUGCGAUCGCGUACAACAUGGAAGUGAGUUUUGGUACUGAAUUUCAAAAUCAAAAUCAAACGCUAACAACAGAAUUGCAAGAAAAUAUGAAGGACGGACUAAUUGUUAUGACAGUGAACGUGGACGGUGUUGAUGUUGUCAUGGAUACCAAUACGACGGUUGUUGGAGAGACGAAGUUGAAAUGUGGUAAUGGAAGUACCCUAAAACAGGGUAGAUGUGUGGCAUGCCCUCCUGGUAGCUAUAAGAACGAUACCUCAGAUCAAUGUGAGAAAUGUCCACUUCACACAUACGCUUCUCAGUUUGCUGCUUCUCAAUGUACACCAUGUCCGAGUGGAAGGUUGACUGUGAGUGUCGGAACCAGCGAACUUGCGAAAUGCUUAGCAAGUUGUCCAAUCGGCCAUUAUAUCGACACAAAGGAUUACCAAUGCAAAGCAUGUCCAAUUGGUUUUUAUUCUGACAAAGUGGAGAGUACUAAGUGCACGCCAUGUCCUGCUGGCUCAACAACAUCCGUCAAUUCUGCUACAAACAAAGGACAAUGUACAGUGACGUGUCCAUUGGGUUCAGAACUUAUUGCUUCCAAGUGUACGCCAUGCCUACCUGGUUACUAUAGAAAUAAACUUACUCAGACGGAGUGUGUCUCGUGUCCAUACGGUAAAACCACGUAUGACGCUGGUAACAAAGAUGGAAACUGCCUCAUUAAAUGUCAACCUGGUCAAGAACUGUCGAUGGAUAAACAAAAAUGCAUGGAAUGCAAUGUUGGAUACUACCGUGAAAAGUUGACCAACGUUCAAUGUACGAACUGUCCAGAUAAACACACGACUAAAGGCUUUGCAUCAAAAAGUAGCAACGAAUGUUUUGCGCUACCAAAAGUCACUUUAUACGACGCCACGCUAUCAUUCACGUCAUUAACAUGGAGCAAAGAUAUGACGGACACCAACAGUCCUGCAUUUAGACGUACUGGUCAUUUAAUAACGUCAGCACUCAUAUCUUCGUACAAGAACAACGCUAACUUGAUUUCAAUUGCAGUGAACGAGUUAAGAUCCGGCAGUGUGGUAUCUGUGAUGACGUUCUUGUUUUUGUCUACAUUCGCAAAUCCAUUUGCACCUUUGAAAGAUCAACUCAAAUCAGGAAAUGUGGGAGGAAUGACUGUCAAUGCGUCAACUUUCACGACAGAUCGAUGCUCGCAUUUUACAUGUCCACGUGAUCAGUAUUGUUGGUACAACGAGACAGGUGCUGGUUGCGCAUGCCCAGCUGAUCAUUACAUGAGUAACGACGGACAGAAAUGUUUUGUCGACUGCAAGGAAGGAUAUUGUAUGAAUGGGGGAAGUUGUCGACGAAGCGAAUCGGGAAGGGAAUGCAGUUGUUUGGGAAAAUACAGUGGAGCGCGUUGCGAAGACAAAGACAAUACUCAUGAUUACGCAUUGGUGAUUGGUUUAGUUUUGGCUGCUGUUUUGUUGCUUAUUCUGAUUGGCUGUUGCUUGAAGCGACGAAAGCGAGCGAGCGCACAAGUGAAGGGAGAAGCAUUAACCGACGACGUUGAAGUUAUCAACGGCUACACGGAAAAUGUGUCGACGACACCCAUCGUUGUUCGCAUCGAGCAGAAGAAAGAAACCGACACACUUGCGUUUGUCAAUAACGCUGCCGACUUUGACGACGAUGAACCCGACAACGCCGCUCCUGUACGACAAUCGAGUAAAAUGACGGUAUUUCUUAAACCGAAAUCGGAUGAAUUGGAAAUGGAUGUCGUGACGGGGAAUACACACUUAGAAAAAAAUGAAGAAACAGAAAAAUCUAAAAAUGAAGUAGAGACCAAUAAUCCUCAUAUGUCUUUUAUUUAAAUUUACUUAUUGAUUUUAUUUACUCCAUAAAAAGGUACCUCGAACGUUGAUAUUAAUUCAAUUUUAUAAAAAUGUUCAAUUAGCCCUAAAAAGUACAUUGAACCAACGACUUCAAAUAAGUCAAACAUUAAAAACCUUAAAAACAAGUCCAACCUUCAAAGAGGGUGAAAAAAACAAACACCAUAAAUUUGGUAAAAAGACAAACAUCCAGCUUCAUAAAAAUCAACAAACGUUUGACUGUACCAUAUCUAAUUCUUCUCGCUAUUAAAUUUUGUUUCAUAAACUUUUCUUUAAAAAAUUUUUGUAGAUAUUGUUAAUUUUUUUAAUCUUCCACGCAUUAAUGUAUCCAUCCGAUAUAUAUUUCAUGCGGAGUUGUGAUUUAGUGAACACUUUGUGAAUUUUCUAUCUCCCACUCAAUGGCAUCAGGAAAGUAAUCGAUAAGUCCUCUAAUCCCUGUUAAUUAUGUUACAAAGAUUAUCGUAGAUUACCGUA